CAAACAAUUUUCCACCUAUAUUUUGAUUAUCAUCUAUCUUCUUGGUCUGUCUGGCUAUUCAUUCGUAUCCAUCGUUGGAACUUGGGAAUCGCCUUCUACUUGAUCAUCAGGAUUUAACCAUGUUAUCUUGAUUUUUCCCGAUCAUUAAUCAUCAGUCGGUUCCUGUAAACAGCUAUAAACAUACUUGGCUCAAUGGGGAUGGAGAAAGAAAAAAAACAGGGCUUGUUUGUUAAUGAUGGUUCCUUUAUGGAGAGGUUCAAACAGCUUCAACAAGAGAAAGGUGUUGCCUUACCAGAGUCUAGAUCUAACCCAACUGUACCGGAGACCUCAACUCCAAAACCAGUCAUUAAUAGAACGAGCCUUGGGUUCAAACCUAAAGACUCUCGGAAGGACACCCCAGUUUCUUCAGGUGGUAAACUUGCAUUCAGCCUUAAACAGAAGACAAAGCUUGUGGCACCCUCGAUAAAGCUAAGUGAAGAUGACGAUGAGGAAGAAAAAGAUGCAGACAGUCCAUUUGAUAAUGUUCCAACAAAGCGGCAGAAGUUGGGACAACCUGACAUCACUAGGAAUUUACCAAAACAACCUGAUGUUGCACCUCGUUCUCCUAGUGAUCCUGGCGUGAAGAAAGCUGUUGAUCACUUGGCAAUUUUUGUGGCCAAACAUGGAAGGCAGUUUGAGAAUGUUACUCGUCAAAAAAAUCCUGGGGACACCCCAUUCAAGUUUUUAUUUGAUGAAAGUUGUGCUGAUUACAAGUAUUAUGAAUAUCGGCUUAGAGAAGAAGAAAAGGCCUUGUCUCAGACCAAAGAUUCCCAAACAUCACAAAGUGGUGGUUCAGGCACUACUUCCUUGGAGAGUAGUGUCCAUAAAUCGCGACGCCAUCAUUCAAAUUAUCAGAUUCCCACCUCUGCAUUGUAUGAUUCUGAGGAUAAAGGAGGUUAUGGGGCAUCAGCGGGACAAUCUGGUGAAUUCAGUGCCGCCUCAGACAACACAGAUUCGGUGGCAAUGAUGGAGUUCUUCAUGAAGAAAGCUGCACAAGAGGAGAAGCGAAGACCGCCAAAGCAGUCAAAGGAUGAAAUGCCUCCCCCUGCUUCUAUUCAAGUGUCAGGUUCUGGGAAAAAGGGGCACCACAUGGGUGACUAUAUCCCGCAAGAAGAGCUGGAGAAAUUUAUGUCUUCCUGCAACGAUGCAGCUGCACAGAAAGCUACCAAAGAAGCUGUAGAGAAGGCAAGAAUCCAGUCUGACAAUGUCGGCCAUAAACUCCUGUCCAAAAUGGGUUGGAAAGAAGGAGAGGGUCUAGGGAGCUCGAGGAGUGGAAUUGCGAAUCCAAUAAUGGCAGGGGACGUUAAGCUGAACAACUUGGGAGUUGGAGCUAGCCAACCUGGAGAAGUGAAGCCUGAUGAUGAUAUAUAUGAGCAGUACAAAAAGCGGAUGAUGCUUGGUUAUAGACACAGGCCAAAUCCCCUGAACAAUCCCAGGAAAGCAUACUACUGAGGAACAACAACUCUUCUGAUGUAAAAGCCUUUUCUCCUGUUGCCUUUGUAUGGCAAAUGUUUUUUUUUUUUGUUAUUGGUUUGUUUUGUUUGGUAAUGCUGGGAUGUUCAAACUCUUUGCUUGUGUUUAAACAAAAGGAACCUGGAUUUAAUUGUAUUGUUGUUUUUGAAUGGAUAAACCAUAUGUUUGUUUACCU
Messenger RNA from Impatiens glandulifera, 1687 nucleotides. Its product is annotated as SURP and G-patch domain-containing protein 1-like protein. The record is from RefSeq and is a predicted model, not a curated record. Lineage: Eukaryota; Viridiplantae; Streptophyta; Magnoliopsida; Ericales; Balsaminaceae. Gene Ontology annotation, cellular component: nucleoplasm. The coding region runs from base 193 to 1491 and encodes 432 amino acids. Gene Ontology annotation, biological process: RNA processing. The transcript is spliced from 9 exons. Gene Ontology annotation, molecular function: RNA binding.